AUGUUAGACCUUCAAACAUCGCCAUCGACACAGCUGGAAGAAGAUAAUCCACAGUCAGGAUGCAAACUGAUGGAUAGCUUUGGAAUCUUUAUUCAACUUUGCUUAGCUGCUUUUGCUUUUUCGACGUUAAUUUUCAAAAGACAGAGAGAACAACCACAGCGGCCCAUUCGAAUUUGGGCCUUAGACGUUAGUAAACAGUUUGCAGGUGGUAUAGUCGUUCAUUCGCUCAAUGUGUUUGCGGCCGUAUUCUUGGGAGUCAAACCAGAAGAAGGGAAAAGAUCCAACCCUUGUGUGUGGUAUUUCCUCAACAUAUUUGUAGAUACAACUUUAGGCAUUGGUAUUCUAUGGCUGAUCUUGAAAGGGUUUAAGUCUCUCUUUAAUCGACUACAAUGGACAGGAUUCAAAAGCGGCGUUUAUGGAGAUCCACCCUUAAAAGAGCAAUUGAAAAGAUGGGGAAAGCAACUUUUUGUCUAUAUUCUGAGUUUAUUCUUGAUGAAGAUCAUUGUCGUCUCCCUGUUUCAUCUUUGCCCCUGGAUUGAAGACUUUGGUGAUUGGGUAUUAGAGUGGACUGUUGGCAAUUAUAAAUUGCAAGUAGUCUUUGUCAUGCUAAUUUUUCCGCUAGUGAUGAACAUCAUGCAAUUCUGGGUUAUUGAUACAUUUAUCAAACAUAAAACUGACGAUAUAAAGGAUGGAGCAACCAUUAGACUCACUCGUCCAGAAGAUGAAGAUGGAGAAAUAUUACUGCAACCGCGUGACGAGUAUGAGGAUGGAGAGGAAGACGAUAGGCAUGGAAAUAGCUCGAGUGAGCCGAAUGAGCCUCCUCCACGUUACAGUGUUCAUGAUGAGGAAAAUCCACUGCAAUCUUCAUCGUCUAGUUUUAAAAAGCAGCAACAGCAACAAAUGUCAAGAAUGCAAACGAAACAUUAAAAAAAAUUGAAUACCCGUCGGCUUAUGUCAAGCAUUUUAUGUACAUACACUUCCCGACCAAUCUUCUUUUUCAGUAUACCAUCUCCUCUUACGGAAUGUACAAAAGGACCAUUGUAUAUUAAUAAAAAUCAAAUAUUAGAAAAGCCGUUCCUUCUAUUAAGAUCUUACAAUAUGAAAGAAUUGCUAAGCGACAACACUUUUUUUGAUUCGAGAAACAAACAAAA
Molecule: messenger RNA, 1151 nt
Organism: Mycotypha africana
Lineage: Eukaryota; Fungi; Mucoromycota; Mucoromycetes; Mucorales; Mycotyphaceae
Product: vacuolar membrane protein-domain-containing protein
Exons: 4
Coding region: 1-927 (308 amino acids)
Cellular component (GO): membrane
Source: RefSeq, a predicted model, not a curated record